Peniophora sp. CBMAI 1063 is the source of this 1620-nucleotide messenger RNA. Lineage: Eukaryota; Fungi; Basidiomycota; Agaricomycetes; Russulales; Peniophoraceae. The record is from the annotation of a GenBank genome assembly.
AUGGACAUGAAUAGGCAAGCAGUGUUCAGGACAAGCAGCGACUCAUCGACAUUUGUCGACGAUGAUCGCGAGCUUGCAGCGCUCGGAUACAAGGCCAGCUUCAAGCGCGAGUUCAGUAAUCUCGCGACUAUCAGCUUUGCAUUCAGUAUCAUGGGGGUUUGCUCAUCGGUCGCGACUACAUUCAAUACUCCACUUCUGACGGGCGGUCCGGCUUCUGUCACCUGGUGCUGGCUCCUAGGCGCAACGAUGUGCAUUACGUUCGGAGCGUCUAUAGCGGAGAUCGUAUCCGCAUAUCCGACUUCUGGAGGCCUCUACACGGCCUCCGCAAAGCUGGUGCCGGAUCGUCAUCGCGCGAUCGUUGGAUGGGUCGUGGGAUGGUUGAACGUACUGGGUCAGAUCGCAGGACUAGCAUCCACCGAGUUUGGCCUAUCCAAUAUGAUCUGGGCCGCUGUUGUUAUCGCGAAAGACGGCACCUACGAGGUCACGGAUGGGAAGAUAGUAGGCCUAUUUGCUGGACUACUCUGCUUGCAUGGGCUGCUCAACUCACUCGCAACGCGCCAUCUCGCGAGAUUCGCGGCGUCUUUCGUCUUCAUCAAUGUCGGUGCAACCAUCAUCAUCAUCAUCGUCCUCCUAGCUACAACCCCGCGCCAUGAGAUGCACCCCGCUCCCUACGUCUUUGGUUCGCAGGGAAUUGUCAACGAGACGAACGGAUGGCCUGAUGGUUUGGCGUUUCUACUUGGCCUCCUCUCUGUGCAGUGGACCAUGACUGGUUAUGAUGCUACCGCGCACAUCACAGAGGAAGUACGCCGCGCCGCAUAUGUCGCGCCUGCAGCGAUUUUCAUCGCAGUCAUCGGCACCGGUGUCCUAGGGUGGCUCCUGAAUAUCACCCUCGUCAUUUGCUCCGGCAACUUGACGGAUCUCCCUGGACCUUCGGAUUCGGCCUUCCUGCAGAUCAUGGUACUACGGAUGGGCAAGGCGGGCGCACUCUUCCUAUGGACGUUCGUCUGCCUUACCGCAUUCUUCGUCUGUCAAUCUGGUCUGCAAGCCGGUUCGCGUAGUAUCUACGCGUUCUCUCGUGAUCAUGGUCUCCCCGAUCGCGGCUUCUUCAGUAGGAUAUCCCCUUACACCAAGACGCCCAUCAAUGCCAUCUGGGGAACGGCGCUCUUCAGCAUCCUGCCCGGACUGCUACAGUUCGCCUCACCUGUCGCCGUCAACGCCAUUUUCGCGCUGUGUGCCAUGGCCUUGGAUCUAUCCUACAUCGUCCCCAUAUUCCUUCGGCGCGUCUUCGAAUACCACCCCGAGGUCAACUUCAAACCCGGGCCGUUCUACCUCGGCGACGGAUUACUCGGUUGGGCGAUGAACAUCAACUGUAUAUGUUGGACCCUCUUUGUGUCCGUCAUCUUCUCGCUCCCAACGGUGCUCCCCGUCACGGGGGAGACGAUGAACUACGCGUCUAUCAUCACUGGCUCCGUCUUGAUCUCAUCUUUGAUCUGGUACUUCCUGGGCGGACGGGCGUACUACAAGGGCCCCGCGAGCGACCUGCAAGAACCCUCUCUUGAGCCGCCAUUUGACGAGGACGAGGAGAAUGGCGUAGAAGAGAUCGUCGAGAAGGAUGUCUAG